Molecule: messenger RNA, 2853 nt
Organism: Glycine soja
Lineage: Eukaryota; Viridiplantae; Streptophyta; Magnoliopsida; Fabales; Fabaceae
Product: proline-rich receptor-like protein kinase PERK3
Exons: 8
Coding region: 192-2279 (695 amino acids)
Biological process (GO): protein phosphorylation
Molecular function (GO): protein kinase activity; ATP binding
Source: RefSeq, a predicted model, not a curated record
AGAAACGUGAUGAGGCUUCUUAUAGCUUAUGCAAGUAACUACUAAGUAACCGCUAACAGUAACACCUUCGAUUCAACUCAGUUAUGCCCACUUCCUCCACUCCGAGUCCAAGUCACUCCCUCAACUCACUCCCCGCCGUUCAUUUUAUCCCACCCCUGUAGAUCUGAUCUGGACCCUUCCCGGCGUCGCUGAUGUUGCUGCUCGUCGUUUCCACCGCUUUAACCGGUGCGUUGAAAUGGUUGCUUGUGUUGCUAUCUUGCAUGGUGUGGUUUGUGGUUGAUUAUGGUGCGUGUGGCAGAGCACUGCAGCUGGAAGCACCUUCUUUGUCUCCAGCUGCAGCACCUGUUGUUGCUGUUGAUGAUCUGCCACUGCCGACGAAUGCUCAUGGGUUAAAGCAUUUGCCUGCACCGAUUCCGUCACGCGCCAAUUUCACCAAAGGGAGAGGAGAAUUACAGCCCCCGGUUUCCGGGUUUAAGAAUAUUGCCCCUAUGCAUCCCAUUGCUGAUGCUAUUCCUUCUGCUCUCGCUCAGCCACCAUUGUCCCCUUAUGUUUCCGAUUGUUGCAAACAAGACAUGGUGUGGAAACGUGGCAGUGAGGUUUGCCACUGUGCUUAUCCCAUAAAGCUAGACCUACUUCUUUUGAAUGUCUCUGAAAACCCCGACCAGAAUGCUUUUCUCAAUGGUUUGGCCACCCAACUUGAGCUGCAGACUACCCAAAUUGAAAUUAUUAAAUUUUAUCUACUCAGCUUAUCGACGUUGAAUAUAUCAAUGGAUAUCACUCCACAUAAAGGGAUCAGUUUCUCGGCCGAGGAAGCAGCUAAAAUAAACUCAUUGCUUUUACUGCAUAAGGUUCAACUAGACCGCAGAUUUGUGGGCGACUACAAAGUAAUCAAUAUAACCUGGUUUAAACCUCCACCUCAUUCUCCAGCUCCUACAAUUUCUACAUCACCUAUGAAAGCUCCCCAGAGACGAGCACCUACAGCUACAUUGUCGAGUACUUCAGACAGGGGAAGGCGUUCAAACUUGCUUCUUAUUCUUGGAAUUGUCACUGGCAUACUCUUCAUUUCCAUUGUAUGUGUACUUAUACUUUGCUUAUGCACAAUGAGGCCAAAAACAAAAACACCUCCCACAGAAACUGAAAAGCCAAGGAUUGAAAGUGCAGUUUCUGCUGUUGGGUCUCUUCCCCACCCAACCAGUACCCGCUUUAUUGCUUAUGAAGAACUUAAAGAAGCAACAAAUAAUUUUGAACCAGCAAGUGUACUUGGAGAAGGAGGUUUUGGUAGAGUUUAUAAAGGUGUCUUAAAUGAUGGAACUGCUGUUGCAAUUAAGAGACUUACUAGUGGAGGGCAACAAGGUGAUAAAGAAUUUUUAGUUGAGGUUGAGAUGCUUAGCCGGUUGCAUCAUCGUAACCUUGUAAAACUAGUGGGAUACUAUAGCAACCGUGACUCAUCACAAAAUCUACUUUGCUACGAGCUUGUCCCAAAUGGAAGCUUGGAGGCCUGGCUUCAUGGUCCGCUGGGAAUAAAUUGCCCUUUGGAUUGGGACACUAGAAUGAAGAUCGCCCUUGAUGCUGCAAGAGGACUUGCAUACAUGCAUGAAGAUUCACAGCCCUGUGUAAUACACAGAGAUUUCAAGGCAUCUAACAUAUUGCUUGAAAACAACUUUCAUGCUAAAGUUGCAGAUUUUGGUCUAGCUAAACAGGCACCUGAAGGCAGAGCUAAUUAUCUAUCUACUAGAGUCAUGGGCACAUUUGGGUAUGUAGCGCCUGAAUAUGCUAUGACUGGACACCUGCUAGUUAAAAGCGAUGUUUAUAGCUACGGCGUUGUCUUGCUGGAACUGUUGAUCGGAAGGAAACCAGUGGAUAUGUCACAGCCAUCUGGACAAGAAAACCUUGUUACUUGGGCAAGGCCAAUUCUUAGAGAUAAGGACAGCUUGGAAGAACUUGCUGAUCCAAGGCUUGGGGGAAGGUACCCAAAGGAAGAUUUUGUACGUGUUUGCACUAUUGCUGCAGCCUGUGUUGCUCCUGAAGCAAGCCAACGACCUGCAAUGGGUGAAGUGGUACAAUCACUUAAAAUGGUGCAGCGGGUCACAGAAUCUCAUGAUCCUGUGUUAGCGUCAUCCAAUACACGGCCCAACCUGAGACAGUCCUCUACCACUUACGAUUCUGAUGGGACAUCUUCAAUGUUUUCUUCAGGUCCUUACUCUGGUCUAAGUACCUUUGACUAUCACAACAUUUCGAGAACGGCUGUUUUCUCUGAAGAUCUUCAUGAAGGACGAUGAAAGUACUUGGAAAGUAUGCACCCAAAGGUUUUUCCCACCAUAAUUUAGAGAAAUUUUCCUUCACAUAGCUGAAGGUGGAACCAUAACUGAAGGUGUUUUCUUGGUUACAGUGGGUAUUCUUCUGUGAUCGCUUUUGCCAUCCUCCUCGGUAAACCACCAUCCUUUCCCCCCCUAGGAGACAGUGUUUCCACGUGUGGAUGAAAUUUUGUAUAUAUAUGUAUUCUAGUUUGUUUUUCCAGAUUGGCUUCAAAAGCCUUUUUAAUUUAAUAUAUAUCUGCAUAGCUUCACUAUCAUCAUCAUAUUCAAGGACGGACAGUAUUGUUAACAGCCAAUGGCAAGUCGGGUUUCACUAUGAUUCCGCGAAAAGCCAACGCCCCUGUUGAUUUUUUUGGCUUAAAAAGAAGUGCAUAAUAUUGAUCCCAUGAAAGCUUGGGAGGAUCCGCGGAUUUUGAGUGAUGGCAUCAUUGGGGUUGCCUUUCUGCGUUAGCUGCGAUUUGUGUCUGUUGUUUGUUUACUUUCCACCGAGUAUAAAACAAGGGACACAUCAUGGGUCGGUUUCUUCAUUCAUCCAUAA